Messenger RNA from Pipistrellus nathusii (Nathusius's pipistrelle), 216 nucleotides. The record is from the annotation of a GenBank genome assembly. NCBI's taxonomy places the organism in Eukaryota, Metazoa, Chordata, Mammalia, Chiroptera, Vespertilionidae.
AUGAAGCUCCUCCUGUCGCUCUCGGUCCUGGCGGUGGCUCUGCUGAUGGUUUUGGAAGGCCCAGCUCCGGCCCAGGCCGAGGACUCCAGCAUCCGGAAAGACCUGGAGGAGAAGGUCAUGGCAGCCCUUAACAAAAUCAAAAGCACCGCCGCCUGGUCCUGGAUUGAGGAACAAUUCCACUCAGCAAAGGAGGCAAUUAAAAGAACAUUCAACUGA